GUUUUCCCGGCAUUGCAAGCUAUUGCUCACCACACGAGAGAGAAUAUUUCCCCUUCUUUUCUUCCUUUUGUUUUCUUCUAUCUCACCAUAGUUACAGAAUCAUUCCAAAAAAAACAAACAAACAAACAAAAAAAUCAAAAUUCCCAUCUCCAUUUUCUCUCUCACUCUUCAGGGCAACCGAUUCUGACUCUCAGACCUCGACAACUCAGAAUUCCGACGACAAUCAGACCGAUUCACCGGCGAGAUAAUCCUGUCGCCGGCCGCCGCCGCAUUUGAUUGUCUCUUGGAAUCUUCCUCAUGGCGGAAAUUGCAACACUAUUUUUUGAAUUCAUAAAGUGUGUAGCACCUCCAACACGAAGUUGUGUAUAUAAUCACAGAAAAUUCAAAGAAAAUGCAGAAGAUCUGGGAAUGAAAUUGAGAAUUCUUGAGGCCAGAAAAGAAGAUGUAGAAACACGGCUACAAGCCGAGGUUUGCUCAGAAAAACAGGCCAAAAAUGAAGUGGUGGUAUGGCUUCAAGAUGUAGAGAAGAUUAAUGCUGAAAUUCGAGAUGUUUUAAAAGAGCUGCCUGGUGUUUCAUACUUCUCACGAGCUCGCCUUGGAAAACGUGUUCGUAAAAAAAUUGUUGAACUAGAUGAUAUUCUUGGACGAGGGAAUUUUUCUGAAGGACUGGUAGUUAAUAAGCCUGCAACUGCUUUGCCUUUUCGGGUAGAGAAUCUAGAAGGCGAGGUUUCUGUGAAGGAAAAGAUACGGGGAUACUUGACAGGCAAUGAGGUCCAAAUGAUUGGUGUUUGUGGAAUCGGGGGUGUUGGGAAGACCACCAUUAUGAAGCAUAUCCAUGAUCAAUUACUAUUGGAGUCCAGAUUUGAUAAAGUGAUCUGGGUUACUGUCUCACAUCCACUCAAUGUGGGUAGAUUACAAGAUGAAAUUGCUAAGAGGAUGAAUGAAAGGCUCCGAGAGAAUGAGGAUGAACAAAGGCGACCUUUAGAAUUGAAGGAGAUGAUGGGAAGGGUGAAAUAUGCAUUGAUUUUAGAUGAUGUUUGGCAAGGAUUUAUGCUUGAAGAUGUUGGAAUCUUGAGACCAACAGUGGAAAAUGGUUGCAAAAUAGUUAUUACUAGUAGAAAGGUGGAUGUAUGCAAGUCCAUUGGUUGUGAAAUAGUUAAAGUGUCUCCUCUUUCAAAGGAAGAGUCUUUGAAUUUGUUCUUAGAUAAGGUGGGAAGGGACACUCUACAAGUUCCAGAAUUGGAAGGAUUUUGGAAAGCCAUGGUGGAGGAGUGUGCUGGACUACCCUUGGCUAUUGUUGUAAUAGCUCGGAGCAUGAGAGGAGUAACUAAUGUCCGUGAGUGGAGGCAUGCUUUAAACGAAUUACGCAGACGCGUAAGAGCUACAGCCGAAGGUUCAGAAGAUGAGAUAUUUGAGAGAUUGAAAUUCAGCUAUGAUCGUUUGCAAGAUUCAAAUAUCCAAAGUUGUUUCUUAUCUUGCUCGCUAUAUGCUGAGGACUAUGAAAUUGGAAGAGAUGUUUUGGUCGAACAAUGGAUUGACGAGGGACUUAUUGAAGAGUCAAGUAAACAAGUAAUGCUUGAUAAUGGACACUUCAUAUUAAACAAACUUGAGAACAACUGUUUGUUAGAGAACGGUCGUUCCAAGGACACUAUUAAAAUGCAUGAUGUUGUGAGAGAUAUGGCAUUGCGCAUCGGUCCUCAAUUUAUGGUGAAAGCUCGUAUGGGACUGACAGAGAUACCAGAUGAGCAUGAAUGGACUGAAAAUCUUGAAAAGGUUUCCUUGAUGGAGAAUAAAAUUUCAGAUAUUCCUCUAAACAUGUGCCCAAAUUGUCCCAUUCUCACAACCUUGAUGUUGCAAUGGAAUAGCGAAUUGAGGCAAAUUCCAAAUUGCUUUUUUGCAAACAUGCAAGGGCUCAAGUGUCUAAAUCUUUCUGGAACUAGCAUUGAAAGUCUACCUCAUUCCAUCUGCAAUUUGGAGAAUCUUACUACAUUGCUCUUGCAUUAUUGUAGGCAAUUAAAACAUGUGCCUUGCUUAGCAAAGCUUAAGGCAUUGAAGAAGUUGGAUAUGUUUAAAGCAGGAAUUGAUGUGGUCCCUGAAGGCAUUGAUAUGCUUGUAAAUCUCCAAUAUCUUGAUUUACGGUGUCCAAAAUUGGUGGAGCUACCGACACAAAUACUCGGUAACCUCUCUCACCUCCAGCACUUGACAGUAUAUUCCAACUUGACCACUUUAAAGAUAAAAGGAGAAGAAGUAAGAGGAUUGAAGAAGUUGGAGACUUUUCAAGCUCAAUUGUAUGACUUGCAAGACUUGAACAAUUAUGUUAAGUCUAAUCAUUUUAAAAGAUUGAGUAAUUACUGGCUUGUGGUUGGACAAGUGUACGAGGGCUUUGAUCCUUUUGUUAAUUUCUCUAAAAGAAUAAGUUUAGGAAAAUGUGAGAUGGGUGGAGAAGAUAGUGUGGUGCUUCCAGAUGACGUGGAGGAACUAUGGAUUUAUCGGUGUAGAAAAUUUAGAAGCUUAAGUGAUAUUGAUUCUCUCCAAAAAACAACUGAGUUGAGAAGAUGUAUUGUUACUGAGUGUGAAGAGAUAGGGUGUGUGGUUGACAUGGUUACGUCAUCAUCAUCUUUCAUUAAUAACCUUGAAAAGCUAUGGCUUGAUAAGUUGCCCAACUUGAGUGUUGUUGUGAACGUGGAAGGAGUAGAAGCAACUUCGCCUCACAUCUUUUCCAAUCUUAAAGUCUUUGAGAUGGAGGAAUGUUCUAGAAUGAAAAGGUUGUUUUCACUUGAGCUGCUGCAAGGCCUCCCAAACUUGGAGUAUAUUAGAGUUCGGAAUUGUCAACAAAUGGAGGAAAUAAUAGGGUGGGAAGGAGAAGAGGAAAAUCACACAGCUGAUGCAACUACUACUACUACAUUCACUCUUCCAAAAUUAACAGAUUUGAGGUUGGAGAAUUUACCAGAAUUGAAGAGAAUCUGCCCCACAAGAGGAGUAAUGGUUUGUGAUUCUCUCCAACAAUUAAUAAUAAGUGAAUGUCCAAAGUUAAGGAGGAUUCCCCUUGUAGGGAAUGUACGGCCAUCUCUUCCUGCUGCUCUAAAUAACAUCCUUAUAAGGCCAAAAGAAUUAUGGGAAUCACUGGAGUGGGACGAUCCCAAUGCCAAAAAUGUCCUUCGUCAACCCUUUGUGUAUUGAGGACUGCAAAUGGAAAGUUUUACAUCAAAUCAAAUGGCCGAGAUCCAAUACCACGGGUUGGGUCUGCAUCUUUGUUCAGCCUGUCAAAAGGAUCUCAUCUUGGAAUGGGCAGGAAAUUAAACCAAAAGAAUGGGUCGAUUCCGCACAUCUGCUUGACUUGAAUGUUCUUUCAUAAUCUUUGAAAUCUCUAUUUGUUUUUGAAUGCUAGUAUUAUGUAAAACCCCGUUCAUUUCUUGCUUCUUAUUUUGAUUAAUUUGUGUGAUGUUGUGUAAGUUACGUUAUACACUUGUGUGAUUGUUUUUUGGAUAUUAGUGUAAGUUAUAUUGUAUAGUUCUGUGAUUAUUC
Molecule: messenger RNA, 3525 nt
Organism: Rubroshorea leprosula
Lineage: Eukaryota; Viridiplantae; Streptophyta; Magnoliopsida; Malvales; Dipterocarpaceae
Source: the annotation of a GenBank genome assembly